This is a messenger RNA of Daktulosphaira vitifoliae (grape phylloxera), 1201 nucleotides long. RefSeq names its product polyglutamine-binding protein 1 (gene PQBP1). The record is from RefSeq and is a predicted model, not a curated record. The transcript has 6 exons. Gene Ontology annotation, molecular function: protein binding. Lineage: Eukaryota; Metazoa; Arthropoda; Insecta; Hemiptera; Phylloxeridae. Bases 201 to 1064 code for a protein of 287 amino acids.
UUUAAUUAAUAAGAAAUAAUUUUAAAUUCCUUGAUUUUAAGACCGGCAUAUCAAUUUACCUUAAAAAAAAAUUAAGAUAACUCAAAACACAUUAUCUAAAUGUGAUAAUAUUAUUUAAAAAACAAAAUCUCCAAAAUUAAGGGCCGAAAAUUGAAACAAUCACAUUUAUUAUUAAUUGUUAGAAUAAUAAAUAUUAUAUAAUGCCUUUACCUCCAGCAUUAGCUAAAAGAUUAGCAAACCGAGGAAUACUCUCAGAAAAUGAUGUUAAAAAUAAUAUCAAAGAAGUAGAAGAAGAAGUAAUUGCAGAAUGCUAUGAUGAUGUAGAUGACAACCAAAAUUCUGGUACAGAUUCUGAAGAUAGUGAUGAAGAAAAUGAUAAACCUGAUCCAAAAAUAUUGGAUAAAUUUAAAGGUCAUCAUGGUUGUCCUAAUAAGUCAAAUGUAUAUCAUGAAUGUACAAAAUAUUGUGAACAACGAUGGAAAAAUGGUAAAAAAAGACCUAAAAAUAGCUACCUUAAAGCCAGAAAUUCAUUGUUAGAAAAAUAUCCAUUACCUAAUAAUUGGCAUGAAGUAUAUGAUCCAGGAACUGGCCGUUUUUAUUAUUGGGAUGUUGAAAAUGAUUCAGUCAGUUGGCUCCCUCCAAAUCAUCCUCGUUCAAUAGUUACAGAUUCAGUAGCACAAUUUCGUUUUGAGCGACAUGCUAUUACACAAAAUAUGAAAGAAAAAUUAUCAAAUUCUGAGAGUGAUAAUAGUGAUGAUGAUAGACAAAAAAGAAAAAGGAUACUGCCUCCACCUCCAGUCCAAGAAAUUCGGGCCAAAGAGAUAAGAUAUGAUAGAGAACCUAAACGUAGAGAACCAAGAAAAGUAAUAAAGUCAAAUGAUCUCGACCCUAUGGAUCCCGCAGCUUAUUCUGAUAUUGCUAGGGGUUCUUGGAAUGAUGGAUUAGCUGUUGAAACAAAAACAGGUGUAGAUACUACAGCCUCGGGGCCUUUAUUUCAAAUGCGUCCUUAUCCAAGUCCAGGAGCUGUUUUGCGUGCCACAUCUAACCAAAGCAAACGUAAAUAGAAAAUUUUGGCCAUGAAAUUAUAACCAGAAUGUAAUACUAUUAAGCUAUUGUAUUAUAAUCUCAUUGCUUUUGUAAUUUUGAUUUAAUGACAUUCAAUUUAUAAAUAUAAUUUUUCUUAAAACUACAAGUUAACAAA